Messenger RNA from Penicillium pulvis, 2583 nucleotides. RefSeq lists its product as uncharacterized. Gene Ontology annotation, biological process: error-free translesion synthesis; error-prone translesion synthesis. Lineage: Eukaryota; Fungi; Ascomycota; Eurotiomycetes; Eurotiales; Aspergillaceae. The record is from RefSeq and is a predicted model, not a curated record. Gene Ontology annotation, cellular component: nucleus. The transcript has a single exon. Bases 1 to 2583 code for a protein of 860 amino acids. Gene Ontology annotation, molecular function: damaged DNA binding; deoxycytidyl transferase activity; DNA-directed DNA polymerase activity.
AUGACAUCCGAAGAAUACAAUGCACAGCUUCUCUCCGAUCCCCGAAUGGCAAAGUCAAGUGUUGUGAACCCGGAGUUCUUGCAACAAUUCUAUCGAGAGUCUCGGCUUCACCAUCUGUCAACCUGGAAAGCAGAAUUGAAGGCGCAGCUACAAGCGGCAGCAAAAGAGAAGCUUCAGUCCCAGGCUCCCAAAAAGAAGCCUGUCCCUGGGGCAAGAAGGUAUAUUCUCCAUGUCGACUUUGAUUCAUUUUUCGCUGCUGUGGCCCUUCUCAAACACCCGGAACUCCGCAAUAAGCCUGUUGCUAUUGCGCAUGGUUCCGGCUCCGGAUCUGAAAUCGCGAGCUGCAACUAUGUUGCUCGUGGGCAGGGUGUUAAAAAUGGCAUGUGGAUGAAAGGUGCCCUGGAGGUGUGCCCGCAGCUUCAAGUUUUACCGUAUGAUUUUCCUGCCUACGAAGAGGCUAGUCGGAAGUUCUAUAACUCGGUGCUUGCAAUUAAUGGCGUUGUCCAGAGUGUGAGCAUUGAUGAAGCUCUCAUCGACGUUACUCAGCUGUGUCUAGAGGCAGGGGGCUCAGACGGGAGAGGUGUUUCGGAGGGGUCCGUUGAUCGAGAACAGUACAAAGCAGGUGAAAUUGCUCAAGAGCUGCGUGACUCAGUUAAGGAGAAGACUGGAUGUGCCGUGUCCGUGGGCAUUGGUGGUAAUAUUCUCCAGGCUAAAGUUGCUCUGCGAAAGGCAAAACCCGCGGGGCAAUUUCAACUGAAGCCCGAAGCUGUAUUGGAUUUCAUAGGGGAACUGACAGUUCGAGAUCUUCCGGGUGUUGGACACAGCUUGAGUGCUAAAUUAGAAGACCUUGGAGCGACGUUAGUCAAGGAUCUCAGGAAUCUCACUCGUGAAAGACUGGUCUCUGGCCUAGGACCCAAGACUGGAAUUCGGAUGUGGGAAUAUGCUCGAGGGAUCGACAAAACGGAAGUCGGAAACGAGGUUAUCAGGAAAUCGGUUUCCGCAGAAGUCAAUUGGGGCAUUCGAUUCACCAGUCAAGACCAAGCAGAAGACUUUGUGAAAUCCCUCUGUGGCGAGCUCAACCGUCGUCUAGUGGAAAAUCUAGUCAAGGGUAAGCAGCUCACCCUCAAGGUUAUGCGACGGUCAAUGGAUGCACCACUGGAACCAGUGAAGCAUCUCGGGCAUGGGAAAUGUGAUGUUUUCAACAAAAGCGUCGUUUUGGGCGUCGCCACCAAUGCCACUGACAUCGUGGCCAAAGAGGCCAUCUCAAUGUUGAGGAGUUUCAAUUUUUCCCCAGGUGAUUUGCGAGGGCUUGGUGUCCAGAUGACCAAGCUUGAGCCCCUCAAAGCUGGGUCGUCGGCGAAUGUCGAUAGCAGUCAACGACAGCUCAGCUUUGCGAAAUCUCCAUCGCGUAAGAAGACUGUCACUGGUGCCGAAUCGACGAGUCCGUCGAAGAACAAGGCACCCAGUAUAGAAUUUCAAACCCCAAGUCGCGCCGUCCACACCACUCCAGACGUUCCAGGAUCUCAGUUCAUCAUGCCUACUCAGGUUGACCCCGCCGUCCUGUCUGAACUUCCUAGCGAUAUCAGAUUGAGACUCGUGGCACAGAGCAAAUCUCCUCUUGUAAAUCCCGUGUCUCCUACACCAGCUCCAAAGCCCCCUAUUCCAGCGCCAGCGCUACCUCCUCAAUCUCAGCUCGAUCCUGAUACGUUGGCAGCUCUACCAGACGACUUGCGUGAUGAGGUCCUAGGUUAUUAUAACCAGUUGCCUUCAAUACAGGUUCCACCUACAGUGGACGUAGCACCAUCUCCUCCCCCCUUGGAGAAUGUUUCCCGUCCAUCAUCUUCUGGCUCCAUUGGGACGAAGAGACCAUUCAUACCGUCAAAGAGAGGACGUGGCCGUCCUUCAAAAUUCUCAAAGAUCGACAACAGAUCCCAAAGAUUGACAAACUUUGUCUCAAGACCAACAACGGCCGUUUCUCUUGUCGAGCCAGACCCUCGCCAACCUUCUCCCGCCGUCGAAGAGCACCAUGGGAUAUCGGCAGAUUUUCUAGCUGCACUACCUGAGGAUAUUAGGCAAGAGAUCCUGAAUGAGCAACGGCGCUCCUCUUUGGUUCAACAACCCCUCCCAGAACCUGCCCCUGUCGAUUCAGGUCCAGAUACCGAACCGGAGACGUCUACUUCCAUACCCGCACCGGAGGACAAGCGAUUGCCAUUGCCUCCUCUACCAGAGCGGCCUGUUUUCACAUCACAACGUUUGUCACAGUUGCCUGACCUCCGCGGAGCUGUCGGCGAAUGGCACUCUGCUUUUGCAAGCCAUGGUCCCUAUAGUGAGGACGUGAAGGUCUUGUGCGACUACUUGGGUCGUGUAAUUGUCGACGAGAAAGAUAUCGAAAAGGCUGUUGCUGUAGUGCGUUGGCUAAUGUGGCUCGUUGGCGAGGAUAAUGUUGGACGCGGGCCAAUGGAUAACCAAACUCCGAGGUCUGAGCAGGGCUUGGUCACUUGGAUGGAAGCCAUCGAGAUAUUACAUAUCUGUGUAAACACCGCUUUGGAAGUUAGAGGACUACCUCCGGUGGACUUUGACUAG